Malus domestica (apple) is the source of this 1538-nucleotide messenger RNA. Its product is annotated as 2-oxoglutarate-dependent dioxygenase 19-like. Lineage: Eukaryota; Viridiplantae; Streptophyta; Magnoliopsida; Rosales; Rosaceae. The record is from RefSeq and is a predicted model, not a curated record.
UUCAUUUAUCAUCACAAAAGUUUCAUCUCGAUCGACUUACUUAUAAUUCUUUUUACUCAUCCUCUUCUGAUAUACAUAAUAUUCUCUGAGUCUUUGAAAUUUGAAGAUAUGGCUCCAGUUGCUACUCAAACCAUGGAUGUAAAGAGCAUCAAAUCGCUUGCGGAAUCACCCGCUCUCUGCUCUGUUCCUUCUGCUUAUGCCUUCAACAUAAACCCCAAUGAUGAAGCAGAUCCAAACGAUCCCGAAUUUGCAAUCCCUAUAGUUGAUAUGUCUCUUCUCACCUCGGGAUCUCCUGAUCAACGCUCCAAAAUAAUCCACGACCUGGUCAAAAUUUGCAAAGAAUGGGGCUUCUUCAUUGCAAUUAACCAUGGAGUCCCAGAGAGUCUAAUGAAGGGGAUGAUUGACGCGUGCCAUGGAUUUUUCAGCCUCCCAGACGAAGAGAAGGAGGAGUUCAAAUCCGGAAAUGAUGUGCUGGACAUGUUCAAGUACGGAACCAGCUACAAUCUUGCAUUAGACAAAGUCCUUCUCUGGAGGGACUUCUUCAAGGUGAGAGUACAUCCCGAGUUCUACUCCCUCUACAAACCGGCUUGCUUCAGUGAGGUUUCAAUGGAGUUCAGCAAGAGAACAAGAGAAGUAGCAUUGGAGAUAACACGCGCAAUCUCCGAAAGUUUGGGACUGGAGCCCAACUACAUACAUGAUGCGAUGAACAUGGAUCGCGGCCUACAAAUGCUCGCCGCCAACUACUAUCCGCCUUGCCCUCAGCCAGAACAUGCAAUUGGUAUACCACAUCACACUGAUCAUGGCCUUGUCACCCUCCUCAUCCAGAAUGAGAUGAAUGGCCUCCAAGUUGAACAUAACGGCAAGUGGCUCACCGUCAGUGGCGCUGCCAACGGUUUCUUUGUCAACCUCGCUGACCAAAUGCAAAUUCUUACUAAUGGCAAAUACAAGAGUGUGAUGCAUCGGGCAACUGUGAACAACAAAGCUACGAGGAUAUCUAUUGCCAUACCACAUGGACCAUCAAUUGAUACACUUAUCGCACCGGCACCGGAGUUACUGGAAAAAGAAGGCCAAGCUCCGAAAUAUGUUGGAAUGAAUUAUAAGGAAUAUAUCCAGCUUCAACAGAGCGGCAAGAACUACAUGAAAUCCACCUUUGAUCACAUACUAGCGUAACUGAGCUUUAUACAGAGUCCCGUGGCUUGGUCACACUUCAAACGAUCUCAACCAUAUUGAAAGAGCUGCAGCCCUUUUGAUUUCUUUUUCUUCGAACUGUUUUAGUCUUUUGUUUCAAUGAUCACGUCAUAUCGGUGUUGGCUUGAUGUGUUGUUAGCACCAAACAGCCUUGUAGUUCAAUAAUAUUAAACAUCGCAGACUAGCAGCUGGCUUCGAUUGAAACCAUUUGCUUGCCCGUUUUGCUUUGUUUUAUAGUGUUGAAGGACGUAACCAUGUGCUUGCCAAAUUUGUUUUGUUAGUUUAAAUAGUCUCAUAUAUAUUCCCAUGUUGGUUUUCGAGUAAAAAUAAAACAAAAAACAUUCCGAUGU